UUUUUACCAAUUACCAAAAAAGAGGAGGGACCCGAUGAGCAUCUACAUUCAUAGACGGUAUACCAGUUGCCGCUUCAGUUAAAUCCCACCCAACUGUGAAGAAGAAGGUCGAGAAUGGAUCAAAACCCUAGCAAGAAGAAAGGCAAAAAUGCAGAAAACAGUUCAGAUGUUUUCGCUUCUUGCUCAUUUGCUAGCCUCGGUCUUCAUCCAACACUAUGCGACCAGCUUAAAGAGAGGAUGGGUUUUGAGGCUCCGACUCUUGUUCAAGCCCAGGCAAUUCCUGUUAUUCUAUCUGGUCGACAUGUGCUAGUCAACGCAGCGACUGGAACAGGGAAAACCGUGGCAUACUUGGCUCCAGUUAUUCACCAAUUGCAGAGAUGUGAUCCUCGGAUUGAGCGGUCUGAUGGUACUUUCGCGUUGGUUCUUGUACCAACGCAUGAACUAUGCCUCCAGGUAUAUGAAAUUUUGCAGAAAAUGUUGCACCGCUUCCAUUGGAUUGUUCCUGGCUAUAUAAUGGGUGGGGAGAACCGCUCAAAGGAGAAGGCUAGAUUGCGUAAAGGCAUAUCAAUUCUUGUUGCAACUCCUGGGCGUCUUCUGGAUCACUUAAGAAAUACUUCUUCAUUCAUACACAAGAACUUACGGUGGAUUGUUUUUGAUGAAGCAGACAGUAUUUUGGAACUUGGGUUUGGUAAAGACAUUGAAGAGAUACUUAGUGUACUGGGGUCUACACAAUAUAACUCGUCUGGCAAGGAGAAUUCCAGUUUUAGAGGCCUUGAAGUCCAGAGGCAAAAUUUGCUACUGUCAGCAACAUUAAAUGAUAAGGUUAACCAUCUUGCUAAAAUAAGUUUAGAGAAUCCAAUAAUGAUUGGUCUUGACGACAAGAUGUCAAAUAAAAAACUGAGUCAUGACGAAGAAACUGAAACAAGUGGACUCGAUUCAGAUGAUGCAUUAUUAACAUCUGCAAAAAUAUUAAGUUCAAGUGAGGACUAUAAGGUUCCUUCCCAGCUUCUUCAGAGAUACAUAAAAGUUCCAUGUGGUAAUCGGCUUGUAGUUCUUCUUUCAAUAUUAAAACAUCUAUUUGAGAAGGAAGCUUCUACUCAGAAGAUAGUGGUAUUCUUUUCUACAUGUGAUGCUGUAGAUUUUCAUUAUUCACUUCUGGGUGAGUUUCAGUGGCAACCAAGUCAUCAAUCAGAUUCGGAUUCUAAACAAAAGUUUUUGAGCUGUAAAACUUUUCGACUACAUGGUAAUAUGAACCAUGAGGACCGUAGGUCUACUUUUAAUGCAUUUAAAACAGAAAAAUCAGCUCUGCUAGUCUCCACUGAUGUAGCUGCUAGGGGUCUUGAUUUCCCCAAAGUUAGGUGUAUUAUACAGUAUGACUCUCCUGGUGAGGCCACUGAGUAUGUUCACAGAGUGGGAAGAACUGCUCGGUUAGGGGAAAAGGGUGACUCUAUAUUAUUUCUACAGCCAGUUGAAGCUGAGUACUUGAAGGAGUUAGAGAAACAUGGAGUGACACUAACAGAGUAUCCCCUUCUGAAAUUGUUGGAUAGCUUCUCAGUGUUUGGUACUAAGCACAUGCCAAAGAAAUUUAUUUCAGUAGAGAUGCAUCCCUGGUCUCUUUUUUUGCAGAAGUCUUUGGAAUCCUUUGUUGCAACAGAGGCUAAGAUGAGAAAACUGGCAAAGAAUGCCUUUUGCUCAUGGGUCCGGGCGUACACUGCCCAUCGCGGAGAGCUGAAAGGAAUUUUCAUGGUGAAGAAGCUUCACUUGGGGCAUGUCGCUAAGAGCUUUGCAUUGAAGGAUCAGCCAUCCCUGGUGAACAAAUCAAUUCAGAAAGAAUCUAAGAAGAGGGAAAGGGAUCAGUAUCAGAAACUGAAGAGAUUAUCAAAGAAGAGGAAAUAACUUGUGAUUCUAUAUUUUUUGGUGUAAUAGUUUAUUAGUCUGAUGGGGAGCCUUGGCGCACUGGUUAAUGUGUUAAAGCUCUGGGUUCAAGUUUUAGGAGUGCCUCUUGUCAAAAAUUUGACAAGAGAUGCUUUCAUGCACCGGGUUGCUCCCCUUUUUAAUACUACGUAGUUUAUUAGUGCAUACUUCUAAUAGCAGCGCCUCUAUGUGGCCUUAAGCAACAUAUUUUCCACCUUAAAAGUUCGUGAUGAGACAUUAAUUUUAUUUAUGGUUAGAUGAUGAAGCAUAAGGAUUUUAGAUUUUUAGUAUUAGGGGCCUUUUGGUGUACCGUUUUCUUUGUUAUAUAGCACAAUACUUCUGCGUAUAUAUCUCUCAUUUUCUAACUUUC
This is a messenger RNA of Cuscuta epithymum, 2284 nucleotides long. The record is from the annotation of a GenBank genome assembly. NCBI's taxonomy places the organism in Eukaryota, Viridiplantae, Streptophyta, Magnoliopsida, Solanales, Convolvulaceae.